UUUCAUUCAGAUGCAAUCGAUCUGGACUAUGAACCAGACAACGAACUUGAUAUUACCAGUUCGGAACUUCCGAAGGCACACUCACAGCGAUCCCCUGAGCAUACUGAACUACCGCCUGCAGCCGUUGUUGAGCCUAGGUUGACCCGUGAAUCAUGCCCCGUACGCCCCGAAACAGCGCUAGUACCGAAUGAUUCGCAAGAUGUCAGAUACGACAAUUUAUCUGAAAUCAAUGCGUGCCAUUUUCGAUGCUGUUCGAGAACGAGCCGUUGA
Molecule: messenger RNA, 270 nt
Organism: Anisakis simplex (herring worm)
Lineage: Eukaryota; Metazoa; Nematoda; Chromadorea; Rhabditida; Anisakidae
Source: the annotation of a GenBank genome assembly